AUGCCUGAAUCGGGUAAACAAUGUGAAUCUACCCACAUUCAAACUCGAAAUUCUCGUCAUCCACUGCUAUGCACUGAAUGUCAUAAACGAUUUCAAACGGUGCAGGAAUUAUAUUUACAUUCGGAAAUAUGCAUUAUUGAAUCAUUUGAAAAUGAAGCGGUCAAUGUGUUUUCGAAUAUGCCAUCGCUUACAAAAUCAACUGCUGUUUUCGAUGCUACUACACAUGCCGGAAUUACGGCUAAGGGAGAUGAUCCACCAAUAUUGAUACCCGAGACGAAUGCUUCAGCGAGCUCCUCAAGGUUGACAACUCUUUCAUUUUCAGCAAAAUGUAAAGUAGAAUGUUCGCGAUUUAAAAAGACACAGGUAACAGUACCGACAGGAACGACAAAAGCAGUACCUCUUUCAUUCGUUUCUACGUCACACUUGGAGCAACGAUAUUGGUCAUCUUCCGAAAGGCUCCAGAAAAUACCUUUUGAGUUAGAAAAUGCGCGAAUAUUAGAAAGUCCUAGUGGACUGAAAAUUUAUAUAUCGAUUGAAAGAAAGUGUGGGCGAGAAGGCAAUGGAGUUAUUAGUGGAAACGAUGGCUACUAUUAUGGGUCGCAAGGUGCUCUUGGUUCUAAUGCAACCAAUUCUAAAAGGAAAAUAAUUGGGGCACUAGCGAAUACUAACAAUGAUGAUAUUUAUCGGACGAAAAUGGAAUGUCCUGCAUGUGGUCUGAUACUUUAUAGGCAUAAUUUUGGUACCCAUUAUCGGAUACAUACUGGUGAAUUGCCUUUUAUUUGUACAUACUGUCAAAAACGAUUCCGAACAACAUCUGCGUUGAAAGUUCACAUCAGAGCACACACAGGUGAAAAGCCGUAUUCAUGUCCAAAAUGUUCAUAUUGCUGCAUUACUAAACGUAAUCUUGACCGUCAUAUUACUAACAAUCAUGUUAGAGAAGGAGAAAGGCGAGGACCACGAGAACGAAGAUCACGAUAUAGGAAAGAUGAGUUUAUCGUUACCACUGAUGAUAUUGAAAUGGGUACCGUUGAAGAAAGUGAAAAAAUAGACCACCAUUAUGUUAUCUCUCCGGUAGAAAUAGAAAAUAAAAAUGUGGUGGAAGAGAAAACGAAUGAUGAAAUGCAAGGCCGUGAUGAUAACAGACAAUCAGUUGAUAUGCCCGUUCUUCCUUUGCUUACUUUAUAG
Molecule: messenger RNA, 1185 nt
Organism: Brugia malayi
Lineage: Eukaryota; Metazoa; Nematoda; Chromadorea; Rhabditida; Onchocercidae
Product: DNA topoisomerase III, putative
Exons: 7
Coding region: 1-1185 (394 amino acids)
Biological process (GO): regulation of transcription by RNA polymerase II
Molecular function (GO): RNA polymerase II cis-regulatory region sequence-specific DNA binding; DNA-binding transcription factor activity
Source: RefSeq, a predicted model, not a curated record